AUGGACCCUCAAAUCACACCAGACACGUUCUGCUCAUAUACACCGUCCCCGGCAGAAGCAGAUACAACCGUGUUCUUCAUCUCGGGAAAUCCAGGGCUGAUCAGCUACUACCACCCAUUCCUGUCUCUGCUAGGGCAGUACUUGGCAGAUGAUCAAGACCCCCUCAGCAAAGGCGCAUCUGUAGAGAAGACGCCCUCCCAUUUCCAAAUCUAUGGAUGCAGUCUCGGCGGAUUCGAAGUUCCUUGCGAUAAGACGUCACCCUCCGGGACAAACGGCGGCAACGGGCCCCCCGAUGCCGCUCAAAGCGGGAGGUCUAAACUGUAUAGUUUGGAAGACCAAAUUUGUUUUGUCCACGACAAACUCAAUACUCUUAUGACUGAGAAUGCUGCUUCUGCGAAAACUCCAUCAGCGUCCUCGCGCAGGCAAAAGGUCAUCCUCAUGGGCCACUCUGUCGGAGCAUAUAUCGCCAUGGAAGUACUAAGGCGGCACCGCGAAGCAAGCCCCAGCCCUGAACCCCACAGACAAUAUACCACGGACUUCGAUAUCAUCGGCGGCGUGAUGCUAUUUCCGACAGUGAAGGAUAUCGCGCAUUCACCUGCGGGUCAGAAAUUGACCGUACGUCUCAUCCCUCCCUUUUACACUGCCAACAGGCCGAUAUUGAUAUUGGCAAUUUCCGCUAUGCAGACCCUUUUAUCAUUCUUUCCUCAUUUUGCUCUCGUUGUGGGCUUCCUCGCCCACCUCCUCACCACUCUCCUCCCAUCCGCAGCCCUAAAAUGGCUAAUCAAACUCGUAAUGAACGACCCGCCUACGCAUGCUCGCGACACUACAUUCUCCUUCUUGAACAGCCCUGGCGGCGUGCGUCAAGCCCUGUACGUCACCCCACUCCCGUCUGCUUUCCUUUCAUUAGUUAUAUGCCCUCGUCUAAUGAGAAAAACUAGACACAUGGCAGCAGAUGAAAUGCGCACGAUAACAUCUGACAAGUGGACCGAUGAUGUCUGGGGUGUUGCCCGCGCACGCGAGCCACUCACUAAGCUCUUCUUUUACUUCGGGCGCAAUGACCAUUGGGUGGCGGAGAGGACGAGAGACGAACUUAUUGCGCUGAGGGGUGGUACGGAUGGGGAAUCAGGGCCGAAGAUGUUUGUUUGUGAGGAAGGGCUGCCGCAUGCGUUCUGCUUGAGUGAGUCUGAGAAUUGGGAGUCUAUCUGGGCGAUUGGUGCUGAUUCUCACGUAGGGCAUAAUGAUGUUAUGGCCCGCAAAGUGGCGGGUAUGAUCCAAGAUAUUGGAGGCAAUUGA
Penicillium canariense is the source of this 1293-nucleotide messenger RNA. RefSeq names its product bifunctional triacylglycerol lipase/ester hydrolase. The coding region runs from base 1 to 1293 and encodes 430 amino acids. The transcript has a single exon. The record is from RefSeq and is a predicted model, not a curated record. Gene Ontology annotation, biological process: lipid storage. Lineage: Eukaryota; Fungi; Ascomycota; Eurotiomycetes; Eurotiales; Aspergillaceae. Gene Ontology annotation, molecular function: lipase activity. Gene Ontology annotation, cellular component: lipid droplet.